AUGAAGAACUCUAACCUCGGAGGCAAAAACCAACCGAGCACCCCCUUUUCCGUAACAACACAGACCAUCUGGUUCUCCACCCGGCGGCCUCUCCCGCCACCGGCGCACCUCGUUCCUCACCCUGCGGUGAAGAUAUUCACAAGUAAGACUUUGUAUUUUCAGACUCAGAUAAUUUCUGAAAGCGAACCAAGGCAGCAACAGAUUUCAAAGCAGUACCGAAUCAAGAUAACUGGAACCACUUACUGUACCAAACAUACUAAGCGACGCAACAGAAUGUCUAAUGGGGCUUUGAGAUAUGAGGAUAGUCCUUGUGGAAUAGGGCUGACCAGCAUUAUCGAUCUUGACCAGAUAUCGGAUUUCAGUCAAGAAGCCAAAUCCAUAGCGUACUUGCAAAGGAAACUGAACGUAACUACAAGAGAACCCUUUGAAAGAGACACGCCGGCUCACAACUUCGCCAUCUCCUAUACGGGCAGCACGCACAAGUUUACAGAGUACGGCCCCGCUAGAGAGCUUCUGUACCUACUAACUGGAUGGAUUUCGCAUGGCUUAGACCCGUACUUGAAGUACCCGGUACUUGGUAUGGGUGGAAAAGAGUCUACGAGCGAUUAUGAUCGCAUGUGGAUCAUUUCAGAACAUUCAGCGGCCAGAUUGGGAGCUGGGAUCUUCUAUAGUGAGGGGUUCUGGGAAGCAGGCUUUGAGCAAGGUUCCGGAGACAGGACUUGGAAUUGCAGAAAAGGAAAAGAUCUCGCUCGCGAAAUAUUGGAAAAACAGGAAAACGGUGAGCUUUCUUUUGGUUUGACCGACAGUGACCAUGAAAAGAAUGCCUUCAUUGACCUGAUGAGCAGAUACAAAUCAUGA
This is a messenger RNA of Chondrus crispus (carragheen), 858 nucleotides long. RefSeq lists its product as hypothetical. NCBI's taxonomy places the organism in Eukaryota, Rhodophyta, Florideophyceae, Gigartinales, Gigartinaceae. The transcript has 4 exons. The record is from RefSeq and is a predicted model, not a curated record. Bases 1 to 858 code for a protein of 285 amino acids.